Anarrhichthys ocellatus (wolf-eel) is the source of this 1939-nucleotide messenger RNA. It is a transcript of the gene tmem167b, whose product is annotated as transmembrane protein 167B. The transcript has 3 exons. NCBI's taxonomy places the organism in Eukaryota, Metazoa, Chordata, Actinopteri, Perciformes, Anarhichadidae. The record is from RefSeq and is a predicted model, not a curated record. Bases 149 to 373 code for a protein of 74 amino acids.
GAGAGAAAAUUGUAAAGCACUGAAACCGGAAAUGUCAACCGAGUGACUGCGAAGCGAAGUAGACCGCUGCAUCUCCACUUUAUGCCACAUGAUGGACUGCUAAUCUAGGAAACAGUCACUAUACGUUGUCAAAAAGCAAACUGCGAACAUGACAAAUGUGUACUCUCUCGAUGGCAUCCUGGUUUUUGGGCUGCUGUUCGUCUGCACUUGUGCAUACCUCAAGAAGGUGCCUCGCCUCAACAGCUGGCUGCUGUCGGAGAAGAAAGGAGUGUGGGGCGUCUUCUACAAAGCUGCGGUGAUUGGGACACGGCUUCACAUUGCCGUGGCAAUUUCCUGUUUGGCCAUGGCUUUCUACGUUGUCUUCUUAAAAUGAUAGUUGGGUUGGGCUGGAAAGGACACUGGACGGGUGCAGGCUAGGGAUGGACUCAUCAUCGUGGUCAUGUGCUAAUCCUUGUUGUGGGGGGGGAGGGGGGGACCUCUUGGAUUACCUGACCAAUGAAACCCCAUUGGCCCUGUAGAGCUCCGAGAAAGACUAGCCAGUGCAGUGCUGCCCCCCUUUGGUGAUUGGGUACAUCACUCUUCCCUUGAUCAUUUGUAUGCACUACAGAUAUUAAGGGCAUCCGGCAUCUUCUCCGCAGUUAUUACAGAGGAGAUGGUCGGUUGGGUCACAUGGGAUCAUUCUGUUGUAGGGUAACGCUGUUUGUUGUCUCCAUCCACACCCCAUACAUAUUUAUAUUGAAGGAUGCAGAACAUUGAAGGGCAGUGUGUGCAUUAUACCGUAUACCUGUACACAACCUAAAAUUAGCUGAGCUAUGUAUAUUUGGAAAAAGAUAUGACCGGUAGAGAUUUGCCAGGGGUUACGUGUGAUCAAACUAAAAAUGAUCAAUUCUGCUUGCUCCCAGCUAUGCUUUUUUUGUUUUCCUUUCUGUAUCACUUCUUGUGUCAAGGGUGUAGGGGAAGAUAAACAAAGCUAAUAUAUAAAGAUGUAAAGACUCUUACCUUUUCUCAACAGUGCUGUUUGACAUCUCUUAAAGGAGCUAUAUGCAAAAUUCAGAGUCUGGGCCGGGAUCGCCUGCACGCGGCUCUCACCUCUGACAUCGCAAGCAAAUCAUGGAAGUGGUAGAGCCGACAUGGCGGUGGCUAGCAGUGCUAGCUGUGUUAACAGCGCUAACAAUGGCAACGGUGCUGACACUCACCGAGGGCGACCUAGCUUCCGUGAGAACGACGUCACUGGGUUGGGACAGCAAAGUCGGUGUUAACCACCGUAUGAAGACGGCUCUCCCAUGCACGCCCAGCCUGGGUAGUGCACAGUGAAGAGCAGUGGGACAUGAACACAAAGGGAGGCAGAGGAAGAAACGGGGAGGACUGACAGUUUUAAGGACUAGCCGGACCCACAUGCUCUAACAUGCACACGCGGCCGGCCCAGCUACCAAAACGAAGAACAAAGAAGCUCCGAUUACAACACAAACGUGGAGUGUGACUACAUUCUCUGCCCAGGAUGCAUUGCUCCGCUCUAUUUACGUUAUGAAUGUGGUAUAUAGCUCCUUUAAGCUUUGUUUUAGGUUUGAAAUACAGAUGUUGCACAGCUGUAUGUUGUAUUUACUUUGACAUCUAAUUCUAUAACAUGUUUUAAAUGUCACAAAAAAGGUGAAUUGUAAGACACGUGGGAGACAACGUGUACUGCAACUGUAGAGUAUCGCAGAGAGAAGAAUAACUUUGAAAGAAGCUUAUCUCAACAUAUUGUGAAAGUUGGCUAUCUAUAUCCGACUCGCCUAAACAUUUAAAUGCGAUGCCAAAUAGUGGUGGUGCUUCUUAUCCCAUCUUAAUUACAUGCCGUUAUUCAGAGUUUAAUUCUGCCACUUUAUUUUACAUUUUUAAAGGAAUAAAUUGUUCUGAGAAGAGAUGCAAUGCAAUUUUGAAUAAAACAUUAUUCAGACAA